Rodentolepis nana is the source of this 495-nucleotide messenger RNA. The record is from the annotation of a GenBank genome assembly. NCBI's taxonomy places the organism in Eukaryota, Metazoa, Platyhelminthes, Cestoda, Cyclophyllidea, Hymenolepididae.
AUGACUUCUACUGAUGGAUCUGCAGAUCAAUGGCUCCAAGUCUUCACUGAUCGGUCUUACAUAGAAAACCAAGCGAACGUUGGUGCAGGUGUCUAUUCUGACCUCGUCUCUUUCUAUGCAGCAGCGGGACACCACAGAUUCGUUUUUGAUGGAGAAAAAGGGGCCUCAAGAUGCAACGAACUUAAAGCUCGAACAAAGGAGAAACAGUGGUCAGUGGAACUCUCCGACAUAGCCGACUGGCCAAGAAUCGAGGUCGUUGCUUCGUUUGGACUACGUACCGGACACGAUUGCCUGACAAAACACCUUCACAAAUUGGGAGUAUACACUCAACCCACAUGCCCUCUAUGUAACCUACAGGAGGAAGUGAGGAAGACCCACCUGAUUCGAUGUCCUGCUCUAAAGACAACGGAAGACCCACCUGAUUCGGUGUCCAGCUCUAAAGACAAGCAAGAAAGCCAGAGAUACUGGGAAGCAAGAAGACAGCUAAUGAGCUGA